AUGACAUCCAAUCGUUUUAUUCAACAUAUUAUACCUGAACUUGAUAAUACAAAUCCUAGUCCAGCUGUAUAUUAUGAAGACUUACGUGAAGUUCCACUAGAAGAGGCAGUUCAAGAUAUUCAUCCACUUAUCCCUUCUAUUUUCCAUAAGGUUGCUACAGCUAAAAGAAAAUGUAGACGAACAUUUAAAUUAACAUUGGAUCAAUCGGCAUCAAUUUAUCUUUAUUCAAUGCCGACAACAUUUUUUACUCUUUUAAAUGAAGCUCUUCGAUCUCGAAAUCCAAAUACAAUUCAACCCUGGUUAUUAUAUUUAAAACUAUUCACGACAGCUAUUGAAAAACUGCCAUCAUGUCAAAAAACUAUAUGGAGAGGAAUUCCGAAUGUGAAUGAAGCGAAUUUUAUUGUUGAUCAGGAAAUAACUUGGUGGAGUAUUAGUUCAUGUACAAUAUCUAUUGAUGUUAUUUCCAUGUUUGUUGGUGACGUAGGAAGUAUUUUUGCUAUCAAUGCAAUAUCUGGUAGAAAUAUCCGUCGCUAUUCUGCUAUUCCAUUAGAAGAUGAAAUUAUUCUUCUACCUGGUACUCGAUUUCUUGUCAUAUCUAACCCAUUGAAUCUCAAUGAGAAACAUCAUAUUGUUCACAUGCAAGAACUUCCAAAUAAUCGUUAUACUAAUAAUAACACAAAUUCUGAUAAUGAAGAUACUGAAGAUCUCGAUUCGACUGAUCUUAUACCUGAUCGUACGCGUCAUACAUAUAAUCAAAUACUAAACCAAAAAAAUCUUCAAACGAUUCGUAAAAUUAUCAUGGUAUUGAUUAUUUUAUCAAGUGUAACUGCUGUACUUCUAUUUGCCGUUUUUAAAGCAGAAAAAUUUUCAUCCUCUACUACUCAUAUUUUAUCAACCAGUACAAUUUCAUCAAAGCCAAAGAUCGGUGUCUGGUCUAAUACAACGAAUAUGAAUUUUGCACGUAGUUAUCAUACAGUAUCAUUACUUAGUACGGGUAAAGUCUUAGUUGUUGGUGGAGCGAUGCAUCGCAAUAGAUUCAGUAGUGGAGAAUUGUAUAAUCCAUCAACGAAACUUUGGGAAAACGUAGAUCCAAUGUAUUAUUAUCGAGCAGGUCAUACAGCAACGAUACUGAAUAAUGAAAAAGUAUUAAUAGUCGGUGGAAAUUCAUUGGAGGGUAAGGAAAAUUUGACUACCCCAGAACUUUUCGAUCCAAGAAGAGAAAUUUGGACAAAAUUAGAGAAUAGGAAUACACCACGCACAGGUCAUACAGCAUCGUUAUUACUUGAUGGAAGAGUACUGAUUGCUGGUGGAUAUUUUGGUGGAUUUCGGUCACUUGGCUUGUCGGAAACGUAUGAUUCAUCAACAGAACGAUGGAAUAGAACAGGAGAUAUGAUAAUUCCACGAUAUAAUCAUGCAGCAGUAACUUUACGUAAUGGAAAAGUUUUAGUUAUUGGUGGAUCCAAUGAAUAUGGUUGUCUCAAUAGUACAGAAUUAUACGAUCCAAGAACAGGACUUUGGACAAAAAUGAAAGACAUGAAUGUUCGACGAGUUUAUCAUACAGCAACCUUAUUGAAUAAUGGUAAAGUAUUAGUUGUCGGUGGUUUCAUGAUGUUUGGAUUUGAUGAUGAUGUAGAACUAUACGAUCCAUUAACGGGAAAUUGGACAUUUGUACGUCCCAUGAAUUCUCAAAGGUAUCAUCAUACGACAACUGUUUUAAAUGAUGGAAAUCUGUUAGUUGCUGGUGGACUUUGUAGCACUAUAUUAUGUUCCAAUGCAGAAAUCUAUGAUCCUUCAGCAGAUCAUUGGUUAAAUACAAAAAAUAUAAGUAUUCAAAGAUAUUCUCAUGCUGCUACAAUACUAAAUGAUGGUAAAGUUUUAAUUGCUGGUGGAAUUCAAAAUAAUACUUCAAUAGAAAGCUCAGAAAUUUACGGAUGA
This is a messenger RNA of Adineta ricciae, 1935 nucleotides long. The record is from the annotation of a GenBank genome assembly. Lineage: Eukaryota; Metazoa; Rotifera; Eurotatoria; Adinetida; Adinetidae.